UUUCUUACCUUUCCUUUCCUUUAAUUUAUUUAUUUUUCCAUUUUGUGAAUGGCCAUUGUGGUUACAGUAUGUUGCAUGGUGUUUGUCAUGGUUUUGGGUUUGAAUCUGCCACCUAGGGUUUAUGGAGAACAGCAAGUUCCAUGCAUCUUCAUCUUUGGAGACUCAAUGGCUGAUAAUGGCAACAACAAUGGCCUUGUGACAAAGGCCAAAGCCAAUUACCAACCCUAUGGUAUUGAUUUUCCAACAGGAGCCACAGGAAGGUUUUCCAAUGGUCGAAAUACCGUCGAUAUCAUCGCUGAAUUUCUGGGUUUCAAUGAUUCUAUUAAGCCCUUCGCCAUCGCCAAUGGCCGUGACAUACUCAAAGGCGUAAACUAUGCAUCGGGUGCAGCUGGAAUUCGCGAAGAAACCGGGCAGCAACAGGGGGAUCGGAUCAGCAUGGAUAGGCAAUUACAAAAUCAUCAAACCAUAGUCUCGCGCAUUGCCAACAUGCUAGGAAAUGACUCAGCUACAAAAUCAUACCUAGUCAAGUGCAUAUAUUUGGUUGGAAUGGGCAGCAACGACUAUGUUAACAAUUACUAUAUGCCAAAGUUUUAUACGACAAGUCUUGAAUACGCCCCAGAGCAAUAUGCUAUAGUUCUUAUACAACAAUUUUCUCUGCAACUAAGGACUUUGUACGGGCUUGGAGCAAGGAAGGUUGCUCUAGAUGGACUAGGCCUACUCGGUUGCACUCCGAAAGAAUUGGCUACAUAUGGCACCAAUGGCUCCUCAUGUGUGCAGUUCAUCAAUGAUGAAGUCCAAAUUUUCAAUGAUAGGCUUAGAUUGCUAGUAGAUGAACUCAAUAGCAAUCUUACUAAUGCGAACUUCAUCUAUGUGAACACUUCUGGGAUUCUUGCGACGGAUCCUGCAUUGGCUGGGUUUCGAGUUGUGGGUGCUCCAUGUUGUGAAGUAGGAAGUAGUGAUGGCUUGGGGACAUGUCUUCCCCUUAAAGCUCCAUGUCUUAAUAGAGCUGAGUAUGUGUUUUGGGAUGCAUUUCACCCUACUGAGGCUGUCAAUAUCAUCACUGCAACAAGAUCAUACAAUGCUCGGUCCCCAUUUGAUGCCUAUCCUGUGGAUAUUUAUAGCCUUGCUCAACUCUAAUGAAGGAGAUGAUGGCUAUAGAUUCAUGGCAAGGGGAUUUUCACAUUGCGUUGUCAUUGUGGCAAGUGUUACAUCUAUGCUAGAUGAAUGCCUAUUGUUUGAAUUUAA
Messenger RNA from Vitis vinifera (wine grape), 1245 nucleotides. Its product is annotated as GDSL esterase/lipase At1g29670. The transcript has 5 exons. NCBI's taxonomy places the organism in Eukaryota, Viridiplantae, Streptophyta, Magnoliopsida, Vitales, Vitaceae. Gene Ontology annotation, molecular function: hydrolase activity, acting on ester bonds. The record is from RefSeq and is a predicted model, not a curated record. The coding region runs from base 49 to 1137 and encodes 362 amino acids.